AUGGCAAGCAGGACAGCUGCGACCAUGCUGGGCGAGACAGUAUCACGGCCCCCGGGCCCCUGCAGUGUUUCGAGUUCGCAGAGAAGUUCGCCCCUCCCGGCUGCGGAUCCAACCUUCGUCGAUCCGAAUUCUCUGUCACCAGUCAAGGAAACCUGCUUGUUUAUCGCUCCUCCGUCGCAAAGUUCCCAUUCUGCCGUCUUCUUUCGUUGUCCUUGCCACUCUUAUUCGUGUCACCAUACGCUACAUCGAGCCGUUCCUUCUCAUGUAGCGCUAGCGGAGAACGGGAUCCGACCCUCACGCCUGUCAUAUCGCUUCUCGCAUUCCUGGCCGAUACAUCGGCAAGCGACAAAGAGUUCUUCAGUGAGGAGGAGCCGACGCCGUCAGACCGACACUGAACACGAAAAAAACACUGCCAGGUUGUGGCCACGUCCUUUUCCUCUUCUCUUUCGUCUGUUGGUCUUCUUGCAGGUGCCGCAGUUGCUUCAUCAAAGAGCCUGUCCGGGAUUGUCACCACUCGCAGUCGAGGUCGUUCGAGUCGCUUUCCGAGUAGGGUCAUGCGUCGUAGCAGCCAAGGAUGCCCUGGACGCUACCUCGGCCGAACCAUGGUCGACCAUUGUCACAAACAUUUCCGAGCAAUUUCCCGGAGUAGCCCUUGCCGAGUUCCACCAGACGACUGGCAUUCCGCUGUCUAAUCAGGCCUACGUCAGCACUAAACCUUCUGGUACUCCGCGCUUGCAUCAAGGAGACCUUCCGAUUGAGAUCGCCUGUCCCAACCGGCUGACGACUACUACCGCGGUGGCUUCGGGCUUCAUUUCGAAGGGAAAGGGGGUUCUUGCCCUCGACUGGGCCGUGAUGCUCAACGGAGUCAAGUACCCAGACCCCGAGAACUACCACCCAGAGCGUUGUCUUGUGUGGGAAUGUUUGGACGGAACUUCGUCAUCAUCUCGGAUGAGUCCAUCGCAAAUUACUUCCUCGUUAAGCGCGCAGAGAUCUACUCAGACAGACCCGCCGUGCCAUCUCUCAUUGACUCGAAGAGCAGCCAUGGGAUGUUGUUAUACCUGCCACUCAUGGGUAGGAAAUAAGCUUGGGUUCGCCAGCGCAAGUGGGACCACUCGUAGCUGGCGCAAUCUUCUGCGAUCAAAUACAAGGGCAUCAUGGAGAUUGAAGUCAAGCGCAUGCUCUUCGUGUGUGCGGAUGGCGGAGGAGCUCCCAAUGAAAAGUCAAAGUUCUCAAUCUUCAUAUCAGUACCGCUUUCCACUUCCACGUCGUGAAUUUGUCGUUGUGAAAGCCAGAUCCAAAUUGUGCAUUGGGGGUUUUCUUACAUCAUCACGCUUGUGUCAUAGCGUCCUUCUUAGGUAUGCGAGUCCGGAUGAGGGUGAACCUACCACAUUCGAACACCUCAACACCAAGUCACAGUCACCAACAAAAUCACGCAACUCCGUCGAAAUGAACACUCAAACCCGCCCAUUCCGCUUCCGCCUCGCCAACCGCACCGCAACGCGCCACCAACCUCCCCGCCCUCGAAACGGCCCGCUGCCCAUCCCGCCAACCUUCCCGUUCAUGCAAGCACCCUUCGACAUCCGCCUCAUCAUCGCCUCCUUCGCCGUCACGUUCCCCCACCGCCUGCCCGUCCUCGACGCCUGGCACGGCCGCUUCCUCAUCCCCGAUCUGCGCCGCACCGACCCCGACUCGAGCGGCUUCACCGAGGCCCAGCCCGGCACGGUCGAUGACCUGCCAAUUGUCAUCGCACUGCGAAGCGCCCCGCAGAUGCGCACCGCGGAGGGCCAGCUGGAGCUGCAGACGGUGCGCGGAAGAUUCUACAUGAGGAACGAGUUCGAGUUCGAUGCGUGGGGGCUGUACAUGGCGCGGAUCACGCAGCUGCAGGGGUUCGCGUUCCAGCACCUGAGGGUGGUGGUCUUGACGGAGUGGACGGACAUGUCGCCGAACUGUACGCUUUCGCUGGAGGAGAUCGCGCAGGGUACGGGGGGCAGGGUGAGGGUGGUGGUGGAGCUGCGGGAGUAG
Molecule: messenger RNA, 2022 nt
Organism: Mytilinidion resinicola
Lineage: Eukaryota; Fungi; Ascomycota; Dothideomycetes; Mytilinidiales; Mytilinidiaceae
Exons: 9
Coding region: 1-2022 (673 amino acids)
Source: RefSeq, a predicted model, not a curated record